Botrytis porri is the source of this 1310-nucleotide messenger RNA. RefSeq lists its product as uncharacterized. The record is from RefSeq and is a predicted model, not a curated record. The coding region runs from base 390 to 905 and encodes 171 amino acids. The transcript is spliced from 2 exons. Gene Ontology annotation, biological process: RNA catabolic process. Lineage: Eukaryota; Fungi; Ascomycota; Leotiomycetes; Helotiales; Sclerotiniaceae. Gene Ontology annotation, cellular component: ribonuclease H2 complex.
AAAGGAUGCUUGCGUUGUACCUACCUAUAUAUUUGUUUAUAUACUUAGAAGUAUUACAGACUUACAAAUACCAUAUACAAAGUCCAGCGUCGUUCAGUACAAAUCGAAUCCGGAUGCAAUUUGGACGAAUACCCGCACUGUCUGUAAUAGGAUGUUAGCUGAAAUAAGGUGAGGCAGUCUAAGAUCCAAGCGCAAGUACUUUAAAGGUUAUCGCAAUCGCGUCAAAAGUCGCGUCUCUCACGGUUCAUACUCGUACACAUUACCAAAAACUUUAAUUCUCCAUUGCAAAUAUACAUCCAAUUCAAUUCAUACAAACCGACUUCGCGCACUUCAAUUGCAAGAGACUAUCCUCGCAUAUACACCGCAAAAGAUAAACGGACUUAAACAUCAUGCUCGCGAUUCGUCCACCAUCUAAUCAACCUUCCUCAAAAUCCUCGAAAAAAUACACACCUAAUCUCAUCCCAUGUCGCAUAAAUCACACGGCCCCAAUUAAGAUCGAAAAAAGAUAUUGGGAUCCAAAAAUUACAAAGAAUCAAAGGGGAAAAGAAGAAUUGGUGUCAUAUUUCAGAGGUAGGAGAUUGAUUGGUAGGAAGGUCAAGGUUCCGGAAGGAUGGAGGGGAGUUGUUUUGAGAGUGGGCGAAGAAAUCAUGCCACGAGAAUCUACUGCGGAGGAUGAGAGAAGAGAAGACGAGGAAGAUGAGAAUGAAGCGGCUGAAAAGGAGAUCGAAACGAAGAUAGCGGAUGAAGAAGGCACUUUUGAUGACUUGACGGUAUGGGGGCAUGAGUGUUUGGUUGACGCAAGUGGUGAUAUGGUUGUUAGAGGAAUGGAAGAGUGGAUGGCAUGGUCGAGUGCGAUCCACGGCUGCGAGGACGAGAUUAGCAAGGAGGAGCAAAAGUCGACUUAAGAAAUGAAUCUCUAUAUUUUGGUGAAUAGGAUACAGGGGAGUUCUAUGGCGUUGGCAAGGGAUGCAUCGAUUGUUACUCUCUGUUGGAUCCAAUCACGCUAGGCAUAUACAUUUUUAUUAAAUGAGGAUCGCAAAACAGAACAUCAAGUCGUUUGGAUUUUCAUUGCCAGAGUACAAUGGAAAGGACUGAAAUGCUACUCGACACUUCAAAGGUCGAAUGACAAUAUGAUAUGAGAGUCACAAUCAAACCGAAGGGUAUACAUGUAGCGCCAGAUCAAAGAUCAAUUCGUUUCCGCUUCAUUCUUGGUUUGUUCGACGUUUCCUCUACACUAUCCUCCUUCUUAAUCCUUUGCUCCUUUUUUAUUUCAUUCCAUGGCCUCUUUCGUUGUCUACACUCCUUCAGGU